UAAAACGCUUCCGUCGACCAUUCUCUCUCUUCUUCGCCUUUCUUCUUUUUCUCUCUUUUCUCCCACCGCUCUAUCUCUCUCUAUAGAAAAACUAAGUAGAAAGCUCUAACAAUAUUCGCAGAGCUCCCUCCAAACAAUCCCAAUUCCCUCUCGCACGUGCUCCUCACUCGCUCCGUGUUUUUUUUUUUGGUUUUUAUUUCUCUCUUUCGAAUCCUUGGACUCUCUCGAUCCCCAUUCGCUGUUAUCGCACAAUCGACGGAGCCCAAGGCUCACUCCCGUCCACGAAGCGGCGUCGUUUCGCGCCCCAACGGAACUCCAUUGAAGUUUAGUAUUGAGUGAGAAUGACUUGAAUUUGGGGUUUCAGAGGAAUGCAUUAUGGAUUAUGGCAAGCAAGGGUUUUGCAAGAACAGAGGGCGAGUUUCGGGCUUGUAGCGAUUCCUCUUCUGGUUUUAUGAGAAGUAUGGCUCUUCAGAAAUACAUUCCUUCUGGUGAUGCACCUUCUGUUAGUAUGAAACCUUUGAGUUUUUCCAGUAAGGUUCAGGAGAAAGUUCAACUUGCUGAUCCGGAGGGAAGUCCUACCAUGGAUGCUGAUGUGGAUAUUGACCUUAGAGAAGUUUAUUUUUUAAUUAUGCAUUUUCUAUCAGCUGGACCAUGUCAUAGAACCUAUGGGCAGUUCUGGAAUGAACUUCUUGAACAUCAACUUUUACCUAGAAGAUACCAUGCUUGGUAUUCAAGGAGUGGCUUGCGCAGUGGGGAUGAAAAUGAUGACGGAUCAUCUUUUCCAUUAAGUUAUAAUAAGUUGGUGGAGAGGUACCCUCAUAUUGGGAAGGAUCAUUUGGUAAAGCUCUUGAAGCAACUGAUACUGAGCACUACCCAUCCAUCACAAGGCAUGAUUCGUGGAAAUGUGCCAAAUGCAGCUGAUGUUCCUACCCUUCUAGGAACGGGCUCCUUUUCACUUUUGGGCAAUGAUAUGGACAAAGGACACAACGAGGUGAAUCCUCCUCCUAUUCACAUGCGUUGGCCUCAUAUGCAAGCUGAUCAGGUCCGGGGGCUAAGUUUGAGGGAAAUUGGAGGUGGUUUUACAAGGCAUAAUCGAGCACCAUCUAUUCGUGCGGCAUGUUAUGCUGUUGCAAAGCCAUCAACUAUGGUACAAAAGAUGCAAAAUAUUAAGAAGCUAAGGGGACACAGGAAUGCUGUUUAUUGUGCCAUUUUUGAUCGGACAGGCAGAUAUGUUAUUACAGGUUCAGAUGACCGCCUUGUGAAGAUCUGGUCAAUGGAAACAGCAUAUUGCUUGGCCAGCUGCCGUGGACAUGAAGGUGAUAUUACUGACUUGGCUGUGAGUUCUAACAAUGCUUUGGUGGCAUCCUCUUCAAAUGACUGCAUCAUUCGAGUUUGGCGUUUGCCAGAUGGACUACCAAUUUCAGUUUUACGUGGACAUACUGGAGCUGUUACAGCUAUUGCUUUUAGUCCUAGACCAAGCUCUGUAUACCAACUAUUAUCGUCAUCUGAUGAUGGAACAUGUAGGAUAUGGGAUGCUAGGUACUCCCAAUUCAGUCCGCGAAUAUACGUUCCAAGGCCUCCAGAUUCUAUAGCUGGAAAGAACAAUGUUCCAUCCUCAAGUAAUGGUCCCCAAAGCCAUCAAAUAUUUUGUUGCGCAUUCAAUGCUAAUGGAACUGUCUUUGUCACUGGUAGCUCAGACACUCUUGCAAGGGUCUGGAAUGCUUGUAAAUCCAACCCUGAUGAAUCUGACCAACCAAAUCAUGAGAUGGAUAUAUUAUCUGGACAUGAAAAUGAUGUUAAUUAUGUGCAAUUCAGUGGUUGUGCUGUAUCAUCUAGAUUUUCCGUGGCUGAAUCCUCGAAGGAAGAGAAUGUUCCAAAAUUCAAAAAUUCCUGGUUUACUCAUGAUAAUAUAGUCACCUGUUCUCGGGAUGGCAGUGCAAUUAUAUGGAUUCCAAGAUCACGCAGAUCACAUGGAAAGGUUGGUCGUUGGACACGGGCGUAUCAUCUCAAAGUUCCACCUCCACCAAUGCCUCCUCAACCCCCACGAGGAGGUCCGCGUCAAAGAAUUCUUCCAACUCCUCGUGGUGUUAAUAUGAUUGUGUGGAGCCUGGACAAUCGCUUUGUCCUUGCUGCUAUUAUGGAUUGCAGAAUAUGCGUCUGGAAUGCUGUUGAUGGUAGUUUGGUACAUUCUUUGACAGGUCAUACUGAAUCUACAUAUGUUCUGGAUGUUCAUCCUUUCAACCCCCGGAUUGCCAUGAGUGCUGGCUACGAUGGGAAAACCAUAGUGUGGGAUAUAUGGGAAGGCACACCUAUCCGGAUCUAUGACACUGCACGUUUCAAGUUGGUUGAUGGGAAGUUUUCACCGGAUGGAACGUCAAUUAUACUCUCUGAUGAUGUUGGUCAACUAUAUAUAUUAAGUACGGGUCAAGGCGAGUCCCAAAAGGAUGCUAUGUAUGAUCAGUUCUUCCUCGGGGAUUAUCGUCCUCUUAUACAGGAUACAUAUGGAAAUGUCCUUGACCAGGAAACUCAGCUUGCACCAUAUCGGAGGAAUAUGCAAGAUCUGCUUUGUGAUGCAACCAUGAUACCAUACCCAGAACCCUAUCAGAGCAUGUAUCAGCAGCGGCGAUUAGGAGCUCUGGGAAUUGAAUGGCGUCCUUCCUCACUGAGAUUGGCUGUUGGGCCAGAUUUCAAUCUGGACCAAGAUUACCAAAUGUUACCAUUGCCUGACUUGGAUGUAUUGAUUGAUCCAUUACCAGAAUUUAUAGAUGUCAUGGAUUGGGAACCUGAAAAUGAAGUGCAAACUGAUGAUACUGAUUCAGAGUAUAAUGUUACUGAGGAGUAUUCUACUGGAGGGGAACAAGGAAGCUUAAGUUCCAAUUCCUCUGGUGAUCCAGAGUGCAGUGCAGAAGAUAGUGAUGUUGAGAACUCUCAUAAAGAUGGCCUCCGCAGAUCAAAAAGGAAAAAGCAGAAGGCAGAAACUGAGAUCAUGACUUUUUCUGGGAGGCGAGUUAAAAGGAGAAAUUUAGAUGAGUUUGAUGGUAAUUCACUCAGAAGUAACAGGACUAGAAAAUCAAGAAGUGGCCGAAAAGUUUCCCACAAAAAUUCUUCUAAAUCGAAGUCAUUGAGACCUCAGAGAGCUGCUGCUCGCAAUGCUCUUACUUUGUUUUCCCGAAUGAAAGGAACAUCUACAGAUGGAGAAGAUGAAGAUGGCUCUGAAGGUGAUUUGUCAGAAAGUGAAUCCUCACUGGAAGAUUCUAACAUUGAGAGUGAUGAAUCCGAUGGUUCUUUGCAAAAUGAGCAAUGCAAACAUUCAAAAGGAAAAGAAGUAUCCUUGGAUGAGUUUGAAGAUAUGGAUAAACAGCAUGAGCAUCCUGAAUCUUGUAUGAAUGCGGGAAACAGAAGGAGAUUGGUCCUUAAAUUCCCAAUUCGUGAUUCAAAUAGACUUUUGUUGGCUCCAGAGAACCAGGCUGAUUUAGUGGGGUCAUCAUCUAAAGCUCCUCAGGAAGCCUCUGAAGUAAAUAGGAAUCAUUUAAGCUCCCAGGAUCUGGGGUACUCUUCUAGUGAUGCAAAUUGCAAUAGAAUCGAAAGAAGAGAGAGGGGGCAACCUGAAAAGAUUGAAGAUCAUUUAGACCUGUUUGAAGGAUACAAGGAUGGGAAAAUUAGAUGGGGAGGAGUCAAGGCUCGCACAUCCAAACGUCUGAGGGUGGUGGAACCCAUGCCUUCAGACACUGACGCUAGAUCUAGACAAUGCAUUGAUGGUCAUGAUGCAACUGAAAACACUAUCAAUGGAUUCCAAGAACCUGAAAAGAAUUAUGACAGAAUAUCCCCUCAUUCAGAAAUCAAAUAUCAUGUAGAAGAGACAGGCAAAAUGGCUCAUAUGAAUGGGCAACAUUUUGGGAAUGGUGCUGUUGAGGGUCUGGAUGCUACAUCAAAUGGAAAAAAGCACUCUAGCUUCAAUGAGUGCAUGAAUUAUGAUGAACCACCAAAACAGGUGAACAUGGUUGCUGGUGACACAGCUGCAUCUUCUGUCCAGCAUUCUAAUGGGACUGACCACCCUCCUCAUUUGAAAGAGAGCUCUACAUCAUCGACAAAGUUAAGGAUAAGGUCAAAAAAGAUUUUAGAAGAUCCUGAAAUUCCUUCUGAUCCAAAAAUUAAAUCUUCAGUAGAAGAUUGGAGCAAUGGUCGAUGUGACACAUUAUCUGAAAGUCAAUUGGAAAUUGCAGAAGUGCCUGACUGUGAUGAUACAGAUAGACCCCAUUCGGAUCAUGGAGAUUGGAAUGGAUUGCUUAAGUCUGAGGCUGCAAUUGAGCAAAAUUCCAGGUCAGUUUUGCAAGACUCACAGGGGCUAUAUUCACAUGUAAACAAUAAGAUGUACAAUGCUGUUUACAGAAGGUCAAGGUCCUACAGGACUAGAACUAAUUCAGAAGGUGAGGGUGGUGGCAUGGAAGAAAGCACUUCAAAUGCGAGCAAUCAUAAUCUUGAUUCAGGCAUGGAUUUCCAUGAAGCAACAACUGAUGGGGCUCGUAGGACACGGUCCAUGGGACUGAAGGCAACUACACGCGACCCAGAUGUGACUUGCAGUAAUCUCAAGUUGAGGCUAGGCCAUGGAUCAGAAGAUACAUUAAAAAGUGUCGAUAAGUUUUCUGUGAAUAGAUCUGAUGAACUUCCAUGUGAAGAAUGGAUGUCAAGUUCUAGGAUGACAGUUGGGCUGAGAUCUGCUAGAAACAGGAGGGCCAGUUAUCAUGUUCGUGAUACAAGUCCAAGUCCAAUGGAGAGACGGAAGCCACAUCAAUCAUCAAAAAAGGUGUCUUGGUUGAUGUUGUCAAUGCAUGUGGAACCCCGAUAUAUCCCCCAGCUGGGUGAUGAAGUUGUAUAUCUGAGACAGGGCCAUCAGGAGUAUAUAACUUAUAGUGGCUCACAUGAAGCAGGCCCUUGGACAUCAGUCAAGGGAAUCAUAAGAGCUGUAGAAUUUUGUAAAGUUGAAGGCCUUGAAUAUUCUCCAUUUGCAGGUUCUGGUGAUAGCUGCUGUAAAAUGACACUUCAAUUUGUAGAUCCUACUUCCCAUGUGUUUGGUAAAACAUUCAAGUUGACCCUGCCUGAAGUGACCAGCUUCCCAGACUUUCUUGUUGAAAGAACUCGGUAUGAUGCUGCUAUCCAGAGGAAUUGGACUUCUAGGGACAAGUGCCGAGUCUGGUGGAAAAACGAGGGUGAGGAAGAUGGGAGUUGGUGGGAUGGACGGAUCUUAUCUGUGAAGGCCAGAUCUCCUGAAUUCCCAGACAGUCCAUGGGAUAGAUAUGUUAUUCGGUACAGGAGUGAACCAACAGAAACACAUCUGCACAGUCCGUGGGAACUUUAUGACAUUGGUACUCAGUGGGAGCAGCCUCAUAUUGAUGAUGAGAGCAGAAACAAACUAUUAUCUUCACUUGCCAAAUUAGAACAGUCGGGAGACAAACCUCAGGACUACUAUGGGAUUCAAAAACUGAAACAAGUCUCACAGAAGUCAAAUUUUUUGAACAGGUUUCCGGUUCCGCUGUCUCUUGAAGUGAUCCAAUCAAGGUUAAAGAACCAGUAUUACAGAAGUAUGGAGGCAGUGAAGCAUGAUGUCAAGGUCAUGCUAUCAAAUGCUGAAACAUACUUUGUAAAAAAUGCGGAGCUUUCAAUGAAAGUGAGGCGCCUAUCAGAGUGGUUUACACGGAUGCUUUCAUCUAUAUAAGGCCUCUCAGAGACAAUUUUGUAGACAAAUCAGCAAUUAAUGAUUUUUUUUCCUUCAUUUUUUCUCUCUCUCUCUUGUAGAUAUUCUUUCUAUUUUAUUUAUCAAGCUUUUAAGUUGUACCCAUUGUUCCAAUUUUGGAAAUUGGUUAAUCUUUUUGGAGAUUCCUUUUAGAGCUGAGGAUAGAUCUUGGGUAAAAAGUAGAAGUAGCUGGGGAAAAUUUUCCACCAGAAAAUUCAUUCAUGUAUAGACUGACACUUGAAUCAUCAUCAUUAAUAAUGACAAUGAAAAGAAGAAAAGUUGAUAGUUAA
Vitis vinifera (wine grape) is the source of this 6021-nucleotide messenger RNA. RefSeq lists its product as uncharacterized. The record is from RefSeq and is a predicted model, not a curated record. The transcript is spliced from 25 exons. Gene Ontology annotation, biological process: regulation of transcription by RNA polymerase II; regulation of cell shape; cytoskeleton organization. Bases 383 to 5713 code for a protein of 1776 amino acids. Gene Ontology annotation, molecular function: protein binding. Gene Ontology annotation, cellular component: nucleus. NCBI's taxonomy places the organism in Eukaryota, Viridiplantae, Streptophyta, Magnoliopsida, Vitales, Vitaceae.